AUGCUUGUAGUUGCUUUCUUCGGCUUGGCUUUGAUGGCAUGGCACCCCGGGGUAACCGCACAAGAGAAGGUGAACAAGAGAGUUAGCCGAGCUGCAACUCCUCAAGCAGUUGCCUGUCAGUUGAGCAACUGGUCAGAAUGGACAGAUUGCCUUCCAUGUCAGGACAAAAAGUACCGAUACCGGAGCCUCUUACAGCCAAGCAAGUUUGGGGGAACCAUCUGCAGUGGUGAUAUCUGGGAUGAGACCAGCUGUAAUAGUCCCACACCUUGUCUGAGGCAAGCACAGUGUGGACAGGAUUUCCAGUGUGGAGAGACAGGUCGCUGCCUGAAACGCCACCUGGUAUGUAAUGGAGACAAUGACUGCCUUGAUGGCUCCGAUGAGGAGAACUGUGAGGAUGCCAUGGCUGCUGAGGAUGACUGCCACCAGUAUGAACCAAUCCCAGGAUCAGAAAAGGCAGCCUUGGGGUACAAUAUCCUGACUCAAGAAGAAGCCCAGAGUGUGUAUGAUGCCAAGUAUUAUGGCGGCCAGUGUGAGACUGUGUAUAACAGUGAGUGGAGGAAGCUCCAGUAUGACCCAACCUGUGAGCGCCUCUACUAUGGAGAUGAUGAGAAAUACUUUCGCAAACCCUACAACUUCCUUCAGUACCACUUUGAUGCCCUGGCAGAUACUUUAAUAUCCUCAGAGUUAUAUGAUGAUGCCAAUGAGCUCUUUUCUGUAAUAAAAAAUGACAAGUUACAGUCAGAUGGCAUAACCUUUGGCAUAGGCGCAGCAAAAAUUCCUAUAACACUGGAGGGGACUGUAUCCUGGUCCAAGAAAUCUUCAUUCAUGAAGGAGUUAAGCAAGUAUAAUGAGAAGAAAUUCAGCUUCAUGAGAGUGUCUACAAAGGUACAGACUGCACAUUUUAAGAUGAGGAGGAACAAUAUUGUGCUGGAUGAAGGAAUGCUACAGUCCCUAAUGGAGCUCCCAGAGCAGUUCAACUAUGGAAUGUAUGCCAAGUUCAUCAAUGACUAUGGCACCCACUACAUUACCUCUGGAACCAUGGGUGGUAUUUAUGAAUAUAUUGUGGUGCUCAACAAAGAGAAAAUGGAAGUUUAUGGUAUUACCACAAAAGACAUUGAAAAUUGCAUCGGAGGUUCCGUGGGCCUGGCAAUAGGGGAUACUUUAAUCGUUGAAGGAGAUUUAUCAGGACUUAAGUCUUGUGAGAGGUCUGGAGAUGCUAACAGUGAAACAAACAAUACCAGCUCAGGAGUAGAGGACAUCAUCUCUCGGGUGCGAGGUGGCAGUUCUGACUGGGGCAGUGACUUGACACACAAAAGCAGUACCAUUACAUACCGGUCCUGGGGGAGAUCAUUAAAGUAUAGCCCUGUUGUUAUCGAUUUUGAGAUGCAGCCCAUCCACCAACUGCUGCGGCACACAAAUCUGGGGCCAAUGGAGACUAAACGGCGGAACCUGCACCGGGCCUUGGACCAGUACCUGAUGGAAUUCAAUGCCUGCCGCUGUGGGCCCUGCUUCAACAAUGGGGAGCCCAUACUCCAGGGCACCAGCUGCGAGUGUCAAUGUAGUCAGGGUCAGAAAGGCACUGCCUGUGAGCAGAGGGCGUUGGAGGGAAAAUCAGAUGGCCGCUGGAGCUGCUGGAGCUCCUGGUCGGAGUGCAGAGCAGGUACCCAAGAAAGGAGGAGACAGUGCAACAAUCCUGCACCACAGAGAGGAGGUGCCCCGUGCCCAGGGAAGAGCGUGCACACCAGGGCCUGCUGA
Messenger RNA from Cricetulus griseus (Chinese hamster), 1755 nucleotides. The record is from RefSeq and is a predicted model, not a curated record. Lineage: Eukaryota; Metazoa; Chordata; Mammalia; Rodentia; Cricetidae.